AUGGUCUUCAUCAAGGCAACACUCGCGUCCGCUUUUGUCUCUCUCCUAGCAUGUGCCACCGCUGUGGAAGUGCCUAAGACCGAUUACGAUGUCAUCGUGGUCGGCGGCGGUCCCGCGGGUCUGAGUGCACUCAGUGGUGUCUCUCGUGUCCGCCGAACUGCUCUGUUGAUUGAUAGCCAGGAGUACCGCAAUGCUCCGACCCGGGAAAUGCACGAUGUCAUUGGCAACGACGGUACCCCACCCGCUACUUUCAGAGGUCUGGCUCGCGAACAGAUCGAGAAGUACCCAACUGCCCACUUUACCAACGAGACUGUGGAAUCAAUUGUUCCUUUCCCACAGGGAGACUUCUCUGCCUUUACGGUGACCGACAGCAAGGGCAAGAACUACACUGCCCGUAAAAUUGUGCUCGGUACCGGUGUCCGUGACGUUCUACCCAGCACUCCUGGCCUGAAGGAGGGAUGGGGCCACGGUAUCUUCUGGUGUCCGUGGUGCGAUGGUUACGAACACAGAGACCAGCCCUUUGGAAUGAUCGGUGAUAUCACCGAUAUGCUGAGCAACGUAUUGGAGACUCACACUCUGUACACUGACAUCAUUGCAUUUGUGAACGGCUCGCAAACCGCAGAUGGCGAGGCGCGGGCAACGGCAAAGGUCGCAGACUGGAAGGAGCAACUUGCCGCUUGGAACACUACCAUCGACAAUCGCACAAUCUCUUCCAUUGAGCGUCUCGAAGAUGGCGGGGAUAACAGGGGCGAAAACGGUGACCAGCAGUUUGACAAGUUCCGCCUUCACUUCACUACAGGCGAGCCUGUCGAGCGGAAUGCUAUUAUUAUCAACGUCCCAACUGUCCAGACCUCGACACUUCCAGCCAAGAUGAAUCUGGACAUUGUUGGUGAUAAGAUCAAUGUCACCAGCGGGAUGCGAACCAGUGAGACCGGUGUCUUUGCUGUUGGUGAUGCCAACAGUGAUGGCAGUACCAAUGUGCCACAUGCGAUGUUCUCUGGCAAGAAAGCCGCUGUGUUUUUACACGUGGAACUCUCUCGUGAGGAGUCGAAAUCCAAGGUCUCGAAGCGCACCGGACUCUCCCACCGUGAGCUCGAGAAGGAGGCCAUUCGUGCAAUUGGCAGCAACCUGGAUGCCGAAUGGAAGCGUGCUCAGGAGUAA
Penicillium expansum is the source of this 1161-nucleotide messenger RNA. RefSeq names its product NAD(P)/FAD-dependent oxidoreductase. The transcript has 3 exons. Gene Ontology annotation, molecular function: oxidoreductase activity. Lineage: Eukaryota; Fungi; Ascomycota; Eurotiomycetes; Eurotiales; Aspergillaceae. The record is from RefSeq and is a predicted model, not a curated record. Bases 1 to 1161 code for a protein of 386 amino acids.